GUUUUAAAAUGAAAAGAGUGUGAGUGAAUGGUUACAGAAUUAAACGGGCUGUGUUUAAAAAAGCCAUUAUGUUUAUUAACUUGAAGAUUGCAAACCUGAUUAAGGACAGUUGAUGGUUUAUUAUUUUAACAGUGGGUAAACCUCAGGGGACUUGUGACUCUUGGCAUGCCAUUUAAUUCAGUAAUUAAGCAGCUGUGUAGUUUUCUAUUAACUAAGUUUCCAUAGUUUUACAGAACAAGGAAGUGAUUUGUGGAAGAAUUCUGCAGCAUAUUUCUCUCUGUUUCUCUGCACUGCCCUUUAAAAAAUAUCCUCACCCACCCACAGAAACAAAACCGUGCAAGAGGACAUGCAGAGAGCUGUCUUUGCCUAUCAGCAUCAGGCCCUUUAUUUAGUUUAUCUCUGUGGAUUAGUAUUAUUUGCUGCAUAGCGCACUACAUGUAUCUGAGCGGCCAAACCAAAGCACAUGUCCACACUAAUUGUAUGCUCAUAAAGUAGACUGAGGGCAGAUGUAUGCAGGCACAAUCCUCCAUUAGAUUUGUACACCAGUACAGACAGCAAAGAAAGAGAUGGGAAACGAUGUGUACGUGAAUGUUUUUGUUAGGACAAAGCUUAAAGGAAGAAAUAUUAAAUCAAACAAAUGUAUGUAUCUGUGCCUUUCAUCAUUGGAAAUGUAGUUUCCUAUCAGAGUUGUGAUGUCAUUUGUGACCCAUGCUGUGAUUGGACUGUUGUGUUUGGUUAACCUUGUGUCCUGAUUGCACUUCAGUAGAGGUUGGGUUGUACUAUAACUGUUCUCCGUCAUUCCAGUUAAUCAUCAAUAUUGAUGUGUGCAUCUGUGUUUUUUGGAACAAACACACCCUCGGGCAAUGUUUGAGUUUGUCUGGGUAGUUUACAGUAUGUGUUUGAGAUAGUAAGGGAAAUAUAGACUUCAGUAUUAUUAAAGACAGCAAGAUCAUAAAGAGUUCAUGUAUUUAAUCCCUCAUACGUUUUAGCUUUUAUAAAAAAUGCACCUGAGGUACAGAAAAUGACCUGUUUAUUAAACACUAUCUCCUCCUGGUGUAUGUGGCAGAGCAACGUUUAUUUCAAUUCAGCCCACAUUUCAUUGGCCCGGUGCUGGGUAUUACCAAAUAACAGGAUGUUCAAUGGGCAUUCACAGGGCCCAGGAAUGGAGGAGACGAUUUGGGAGCAGUACACUGUGACUCUACAAAGGGACGCUAAGAUGGGCUUUGGAAUUGCUGUGUCUGGGGGCCGAGACAAUCCUAACGUGGAAAACGGAGAAACGUCCAUCAUUGUGUCAGACGUUCUGCAAGGGGGACCAGCCGAUGGACUGCUCUUCGAGAAUGAUCGCGUUAUAUUGGUCAACUCCAUCCCCAUGGAUAAUGUGCCUCAUUCUUUUGCUGUGCAACAACUUCGAAAAUGUGGGAAAGUGGCCAAAAUAACUGUAAAGAGGGCUCGCAAGGUGCCUGUCCUCAAGCGUCCCCCGUCCCCAAGCGUGGAUAGCCGCGACUACAACAUAUCCAGCUACUAUCCUGAGGAUAACCGCAGCGUUCACAGUGACCCCGACUCCGAUUAUCUCCGGGGAAAUGGCGGCCUUAGCAUCCCCCGUGACCGGGAUCGUGACCGCAGCCUUGACAAGAGCCGGAAAGACUACUUGGAACCAGAUUACCGGAGUUACGACUCCCGGAGAGAGCGGAGCAGAGGCAGGAGCACGGAGAGAUCACCCAGCUCGGAUGGCGGCUACCGAAGGGACGGCAGCCGGGGCCGGACUCUGGAGCGUGGGUCCAGCCCGGAGCCUUCCUAUCAGAGGCAGCACAGCAGAGGGCGUGGAGGAGGAGGUAGCCCUGUCGGAAGUUACGGGAGGGACCAGGGAUACGACACGCGGAGGUAUGACUCUCGGCCGGAUGAGAGGAUGCUAAGAAGUCACAGUAGGGACCGGCUACAGGAUAACUCGCCCUCUCCCAGCAGAGAUAGAGUCAGGGGAGGAGACCGUCAUAACCUUGAGCCCCUAGAACCGCCAGUUAAUGUAAUGCUGGUGAAAAACAGGCCCAAUGAAGAGUACGGUCUUCGAUUGGGCAGCCAGAUCUUCAUCAAGGAGAUGACCAGCACGGGAUUGGCUGCCAGAGAUGGGAAUCUUCAGGAAGGUGACAUCAUUCUUAAGAUAAACGGAACGGUCACUGAGAAUCUCUCUCUAAGCGAUGCCGGCAAGCUGAUUGAAAAAUCACGAGGCAAACUGCAACUGGUGGUCCAACGAGACCAUAGGCAGGUCCUGGUGCGCAUUCCUGCUCUGGCGGACAGCGACUCGGAGCCUGACGAUAUCUCUGAGAUGGAGUCGUAUCAUUCCUACUCACCACAAGAUGACCAAAGGUCACGCCAGUCCGACCUCUCCUCACAUUCUUCUAAUGAUGUGGCACGAGAGAACGUCAGGGAGGAACAUCAAAGCCGAUUGGUCAAGAUACCUGUGACAUCAUCUCCUUACAAAACCCCAGAUCCACCCCCAGCUCAGGAGAGAGAAGAGCCACGUGAAGAAGAGCCACCCCCAGCAGUAAAGACAACCCCCAAAAUCCUGCUCAGACCCAGCCCGGAGGAUGAAGCUAUUUACGGGCCCAACACAGUGAUGGUAAGCUUCCAGAAAGGAGAGAGUGUGGGACUGAGACUGGCUGGAGGAAAUGAUGUUGGGAUAUUUAUAGCAGGAGUUCAGGAGGGCAGUCCAGCUGAAGAAGAAGGUCUCCGUGUGGGAGAUCAGAUCAUGAAGGUGAAUCACGUUGACUUUCGGGGCAUCGUGCGAGAGGAGGCUGUGCUCUUCCUGCUGGAGAUCCCGCGGGGGGAUGUCGUGACCAUUCUGGCACAGAAUAAAAUAGAAGUGUACGAAGACAUCUUGGUGUCUGGUCGAGGAGACUCGUUUUUCAUCCGGACACACUUCGAGUACGAGAAGGAGCUUCCUCAGUGUCUGGCUUUCUCCCGAGGUGAGAUCUUCAAGGUGGUGGACACCCUAUACGACGGCAAACUGGGAAACUGGCUGGCUAUCCGCAUGGGCAAAGACAAACAGCUGCUGGAGAAGGGCAUCAUUCCCAACAAGAGCAGGGCGGAGCAGAUGGCUAAUGUCCAGAACUCGCAUAAUAAAAGUUCAGGAAGUGACAGGGCAGACUUCUGGAGACUACGUGGUCAGAGGGCGGCGAAGAAGAAAGAUCUGCGGAAGAGCCGAGAGGAAAGUUCUGCAGCUGUCUCGACCCGAUUCCCUGCUUACGAGAGGGUGGUGCUUAGGGAAGCUGGAUUCCGGAGGCCGGUGGUGUUGUUUGGACCAAUCGCAGAUGCUGCCUGUGAAAAGUUGGCCACAGAGCUUCCAGAUGAGUUUGUAGUUGCCAAAACAGAACCCAAAGACGCAGGGUCAGAAAAAUCAUCCGGGGUGGUUCGUCUAAACACUAUUCGACAGAUCAUUGAACAGGACAAACACGCCCUGCUGGACGUCACCCCUAAGGCUGUGGACACCCUAAACUACACCCAGUGGUACCCCAUUGUCAUCCUGUUCAACCCUGAUAGCAAACCAGGGGUGAAGACGAUGAGACAGCGAAUUAUUCCCAGCUCGAACCGCAGUGCCCGUAAACUCUACGACCAGGCUCUGAAGCUCAGGAAAACCUGUUUGCACCUUUUUACUGCUGUUAUUGAUCUGAACUCGGCUAAUGAUGCCUGGUAUGGCAGUUUAAAGGAGACCAUACGAGAGCAGCAGACCCAAGCUGUAUGGGUCUCAGAGGGGAAGCUGGACGGGACGGAGGCGGAUCUUGAUCUUCACGACGACCGCAUGUCGUAUCUCUCGGCGAUGAGCGCCGACUAUCUAAGCAUGGACAGCCGGCUGGCCAGCGACUACGAUGACACGGCGGACGAGGGCGGGGCUUACACCGACAACGAACCGGACGAGCCGCUGGACCGCCAGCGGGUGUCGGCCAUCAGCCGCUCCUCUGAGCCAGUCAUGCCAGAGGAGAUCCUCAGGAAGUCCAGCCCAGAGAUUCGGGGUCGUAUCCGCAGGGUUAGCAGCAAAGAGAUGCUGAGCGAAGCCAGUCCCCCCAUAAUGUCCAGUUUCCUGCCUGACCCCGCAAGGGUAAAAAUGCUGUCUCAAGGUGAGGCGCCGCGUGUGCAAUACGACCCCUGUCGAAACUACGACUCUCGUUCGAGCAGUCCCGCAAGCAGCGAUCACCCCCGCAGCCAGGACUCUCCGGCAAAAACCAAACCUCCGCCUCCUCCCACUGCACUCAAACCGAUCUUGGCAUCCCGUGGCUCCAGAGGCGUCGCUAACAGCCCACCGGUGCAGGACCCCCAACCCAUGGAGCAGAGUCCCGAUGAUCCUUCAAAGAGAUCAUUCAUGGGCAAAGUGAAGGCCUUCGAGCAGAUGGAUCACAUCGCCCGCUCACAAAGAGUUAUGGAGCUCCAAGAGGCCCAAAAUGCACGAGUAGAAAUUGCUCAGAAACAUCCAGACAUCUAUGCUGUCCCUAUGAAAUCUCAGAAACUGGACCACAACAGACCACAACCUAUUGGCUCCAGUGCCCGACCAGAGCCCCAAACCCCUCCUAGCAAGCUGCCAUACAUAGAGAGCCGCCCGUUCGGCCCAGGUGAGGAGCCUGCGGAGGACAUCCGACGGCAGAUGACUGAGAAGACCAAGCGUGGUUAUUAUACCAACACACCACAGUAUCAGGACACCGAGCUGUAAAGUUUCACUGCUACGGCUCACCGCACAGCUUCACCAUUCCACUGGGGCACGCCCCCGCACCAAAACUGCUGCUGACUUGGAAGCCUUUUUGCUUUUAAGUUUACCACGCAUAUUUUUAUUUUUCACUUCAAAGAAGUUCAACUUUCUGUCCGUGUGGAUAGGAUUUUAUUUUGCCUCACCUUUUCUUUCUUUUACAUGCAUUAGUUGUGUUUAUUCUUUGUGAUCCAUGUUUUCUUGCCUAUGCAAACGUUUCACAAACUUGCCACGAGUUUUUCUUCAUCCCAUGAAAACCUUAAACCCGUCGUGUGCUACAGACCAGCUUUUUAACGUUCUUUUUCUAAGCCUAAUAAAGCAAAACGUCUCAGACUCUUUUAAAAAGAAAGUCACACUUUGAGGUUUAUACUGUCUUUGCAUUCCUUCAUUUAUGAUCAUGUGAUGUAUGUGUGUGUAUAUGAUGUAAGACGAUACACUGGAUUUUGUUACACUGUUUUGAAGUGCCUUUUACUUCAUGAAUAAUGUUGGAGGUUUGUGGACUUGACAAUCCAUCCCUCUGGACAAUAUUUUGCUGCUUACAGCUCCAAGGAGAAACAGGGAAAAAUUGACACCAAAACCCUUAAUACACCGUGCGUCGCUCACCCGUAACCUCAGCGUAGCAACAGCAAUGAAAGAUGAACCCUGUUUCCAAAGGGACACUUCACAAAUUCGGUUGAUAGGUUUGAGUUUUAACUGCUGUUGUUAUAUGAUUUGUCUUAUUUCAUACCCAUGCAUCAUGAUUUAACACGCUUGAUUGUACAUUUGUCUGCCGUACCUUCACGUAUUCGUUCAAAGUGCUUCUAAAACUCGUGGAUUAUAUUUUGAUGGCUUCCACUACUUGUUUGAGAAUAUAGCCUGGACGUUCCUGUUCAGGUCUGCUGUGGAUUUUCACUCUACUACACCAAAUAAAAUGAACUAUAUUGACAUUGUUAA
Paramisgurnus dabryanus is the source of this 5662-nucleotide messenger RNA. RefSeq names its product tight junction protein 2b (zona occludens 2) (gene tjp2b). Gene Ontology annotation, biological process: protein localization to cell-cell junction; cell-cell junction organization; positive regulation of blood-brain barrier permeability. Gene Ontology annotation, cellular component: plasma membrane; bicellular tight junction. The record is from RefSeq and is a predicted model, not a curated record. Gene Ontology annotation, molecular function: cell adhesion molecule binding. Lineage: Eukaryota; Metazoa; Chordata; Actinopteri; Cypriniformes; Cobitidae.